Pogona vitticeps (central bearded dragon) is the source of this 2627-nucleotide messenger RNA. Its product is annotated as guanylate-binding protein 1. Gene Ontology annotation, molecular function: GTP binding; GTPase activity. The record is from RefSeq and is a predicted model, not a curated record. NCBI's taxonomy places the organism in Eukaryota, Metazoa, Chordata, Lepidosauria, Squamata, Agamidae.
CUUUCCGGGGUGAAACUUGACCCUCAACUUUUCUGCACGUCCGGAGGUUGCAAAAAAAAAAGUGGGGGAUAAAGACUUCCCACGCUGAGCCUUCAACUGAACGAGAGCUUCAGUGGCUCCUUUCCUGGGGAGAUCCUUCUUAGGUGCGGGAAUCUGCAGGGAAGGCGCUGGCGUGCCAUUCCCUCCGAGGCUCGAGCGCCUUUUCCUAGAAAAAGAGGAGGAUGCCGGAUCCUUUCCCCCUCUCCUGCCCUUCAACCGGGUUCCAACAGCGAAUGGUUUCAUCUGCUCAGAAGAGAGCUGAUUUCCCGGCAGUGGGUUGCAUUGCUUCCUAUUUUUGGAAGGCAGACUCCCUACUUUCACUUUCGAUCUCCAGCUGUUUAGCAGCCGACCUAUGCGCGCGAGGCGGGGCUGGUGGAUUUCCUGCCCGGGUUCCUGUAGGAGAAUAGCCGGCUGCGGACUCUCGCUUGCUCGCCCAAACACCGAAGAAGUUGCAGAGCCUAACCCAGCUUGUGGGACGUUAUCCCCACGAUACGCAUCUUCCAGGAGAUCUUGACUGUCCGUCAUCCUCCAGAAGAUCAUCCGUCUUGGACGCCAUGGCAUCUGAAGUUGUUCACAUGGCAGCUCCUGUCUGCCUGAUUGAGAACAGACCAGACGGGACCCUUGUGAUUCGAGAAAAGGCUGCCGUGUCCCUUGCACAGAUCCGCCAGCCGGUGGUGGUGGUGGCCAUCGUGGGCCUGUACCGCACCGGCAAGUCCUACCUCAUGAACAGACUUGCUGGGAGGAGAAAAGGUUUCUGCUUGGGUGCCACGGUGCAGGCGAUGACCAAAGGCAUCUGGAUGUGGUGCCGUCCUCAUCCCCAGAAGCAGGGCUGCACACUGGUGCUGCUGGACACAGAGGGGUUGGGUGACGUUGGGAAGGCAAACACACAGAAUGAUUCCUGGAUCUUUGCACUGGCCAUUUUGCUGAGCAGCACCUUCGUAUAUAAUAGCAUGGGUACCAUUGAUGAAAAUGCUUUGGAGAAGCUGCACUAUGUUACUGAGCUGACCAAAAAAAUUAGAACAAAAUCUUCCCCCGUGCUUAGUCACGAGGACGAGGAUUCUGCCGAAUUUAUCCGGUUCUUCCCGGCCUUCAUCUGGGCCGUGCGGGAUUUCACGUUGGCACUGGAAAUCGACGGAUGCCCAGUCAGCGACGAUGGGUACCUGGAGAAUGCCUUGAAACUGCAGAAAGGGGACACAGAGCAAGUCACGAAGAGCAACAUGCCUCGUAUCUGCAUCCGCCAUUUCUUUCCUUCCCGGAAAUGUUUCACUUUUGACCGUCCAACUAAUAGGAGGAAUUUGUCUAGAUUGGAGGAGCUGGAAGAAGAUCAACUGGAGGAAGAUUUCUUGGAACCCAUGAACCGUUUCUGCCAACAUGUCUGGGGGACAUCCCGACCCAAGAUGGUCCCAGGGGGACACGUGGUGACUGGAUCAAUGCUUGUGAACCUGAUGAAGACCUACGUGGACGCUAUCAACAACGGGCAGGUGCCCUGCCUGGAAAACGCGGUGGUGGCCCUUUCAAAAAUUGAGAAUUCAGCUGCUGUGUGUGAGGCCAUCUCCUAUUAUGAAGAGCAGAUGCAGAAGCACUUGAAAUUGCCCACCAACACUGUCGAAGAACUGCUGGAGGUGCACAAAGUGUGUGAGAGGGAGGCUGUGGCUAAAUUCAUGGCCCAAGCCUUUCUGGACAACCUUAAAACGUAUCAAGAGGAACUUCAGGAAAAACUGAAUCAGAAGUUGGAGGAGUUCUGCCAGAAGAAUAAGGAAAUUUCUCUCGACCGGUGCCGUGCUGUACUUUUGGAUCUUUCUCAAGAACUGAAAGAGGGGGUCCACUUGGGAUUAUACUCUGUGCCCGGUGGCUACAAGAAGUUCAUGGAGAAACGACAUGAAAUAGAGGAGAAAUAUCAUUUGGUACCAGGCAAAGGAAUUCAGGCUGAAGAAGCUCUCAGAGAGUUCCUGAAAUCCAAGGAAUCGGAAGCAAAUGCUAUCUUGCAAAUGGACAAGACUCUGAGCGAUAAAGAGAAAGAAAUUGAAGCCCACCGGGCUCAAGCUGAAGCAGCCCAAAUGCAGCAGAAGAUGUUAGAACAGGAACAGAUCCGGCUGAAGCAAAUGAUGGAGGAUCAGAAGCGCAGCCAUGAUGAGCAGUGCCAGCUGCUGAGGGAGCACAUGGAGAAAGAGAAGAAGAAGAUGGAAGAGGAAACUGAUCGGAUAUUGCAGCAUAAGCUACAGGAAGAAAAGAAGCUUCUGGAAGAAGGGUUUUAUCAGAAGGCCAGACAGAUGGAAGCUGAAAUUCAACAGCUCAAGGAAGAAAAGAAGAAUAUAUUUGUGGAAAUCGCUGACAAAGUGUUGCCCCAUGCAGUAGCUUUCGGAAGCCAGCUGAUGGAGUAUAAGUUGAAGUCUCGUCACUUCAACACACAACUACCCAAAAAGUAGUGUCACCGUGGCAUUGGGUUACCAUAUCACAUCCUGGGUGCCAUGUUUGAAUCCCUCUAGACCUUCCUGAAAUGGCGAUGGAGAUGUAACUGUGAAAAUAUGUAAAAAGGGGUGGGUGCGCGCACAUCUCUCCCUCUGUCGUAUAAAGAAAGCCUUCCUUUG